AAGUGUCUUUGUAAAACACUUCCCUGGCUUCCUGCAGUCAAAAACAGUACUAUAUUUCACAUUAUCAUAAAACCCUUCAUAGCUAGCAACAAACACCUGAUAAAUAUUCUCCUUAUAUUUUUUUAAAAACCUCGUAUAUAUUCUUUAACUAACAAAAAGAAAGUGUAAAAUGUGUGAUUCGGAUUCGGGGGAAAGUACCUCCUCGGCAUCAUCGCUCAGCUCGUUGAGAUCGUCCUCAUCCUCGGGCUUGAGUGAGUUUGUUGAUGCCAGAAUUGAGCUGCAGGACAUAUACCACGAUUUGGAUAGAUUUAUAUCUUCUCUCAUGACCACUGUGGAGGGGAGUAAUCUUAUGGAUGACUCAGAGGAGCAACAGCAAAUGGAGCAGCUUCGUUGCUACUCCAGCAAAGUGCAGGCCAUUGAAAAGGUAAUGUCCCGGGAUCGCAUGAAGGUGGCCUUCUUUGGAAGAACUUCGAAUGGGAAGAGUGCUGUGAUCAAUGCCCUUCUGCAUGAGAGAAUCCUGCCCAGUGCCAUGGGUCACACAACCAGUUGCUUUUGUCUGGUUCAAGCCACCACGGACGAAGAGGAUCCAGAGCAUGUGCGGGUCGAGCAGGAGGAUCAGCAGCUGGAGUUGGGUGCCCUUAAGGAACUGGCCAGUGCUCACUCUCCAAGAGCCAUGAAACCCAGCACUCUUUUGCACGUGAAUAUGCCCAGGAGUCGCUGUCGUUUGCUGGACUAUGAUGUGGUUCUCCUGGACACACCAGGUGUGGAUGUAACAGCUCAUUUGGAUGACUGCCUGGAUCGAUAUUGCAUGGAUGCUGAUGUUUUCAUCUUGGUUCUCAAUGCAGAGUCUACAGUUUCACGCGUGGAGCGGCAGUUUUUCAAGGAUGUGGCUUCAAAAUUGUCGCGACCAAAUCUCUUUAUACUAAACAAUCGCUGGGAUGUGGCCAGCAGCCAGGAACCGGAAAUGGAGCUACAGGUGAGGGAUCAGCACAUGGAACGUUGCCUCAAGCUUCUUAUCGAAGACUUGGGUGUAUACUCAACGGAGGAGAAAGCCCGGCAGAGGAUAUAUCAUGUCUCGGCUCUGGAGGCUUUGCAAUUACGAAAUGGUUGCAACCCAAAUCCCACUGGACAAACUAAAGAGCGUUACCUAGAGUUUCAGCGCUUUGAGACUGAUUUCUCCAACUGCCUGGCACAUUCUGCCUUAAAGACUAAAUUCGAGCAGCAUAUGCUGAGUGCGCUGGAUAUCCUGGCCCAGUUAGAGGCCACUUUGAUAGGUCCUCUCACCUCAAAAUUGGGCCAACUGCUGAAGGAAACUGGUGAGGAAGCAAAUAAGCUUUAUGCGGAAAUAAACAGCCAGGAGCUCAAAGUAGUGCAGCGGGGGGAAGAGCUUAAGGAUCAAGUGGAUGAUCUAUGCGAGGAAGCCCUGGAGAUGGGACAGCAGGUGCUAAGGGAUCAUAUCGCCAGAGUCCUUCCCUCGGCCGUGGAAUCCUUCUCGCAACCAUUUCAUCCCCAGAUGGCAAGACAACUCAGUCACUACCAGCGCUCCCUGAGUGCCCACUUGGAGGUUCUACUUGCAAACGAAAUCGUGGAACGUAUAUCUAUACCGCUGCAGGUGAAACUAGGCCAGCUGGAUCAGGAAGUUCAGGGUCAACCGUCGGAGGAAACUCUAGCUUGGCAGCUCAUCUACAGACUGGACUUUCAAUCCCUGAUGCGUGACUUUCAACCGGAUCUGAGAUUCCGUUUCUCCUGGGGCCUGGAUGCACUUUGUCAGCGCUUCCAAGGAAAGAUGUCUCUGUACGCCAGUCCAGUGCAAGAGCGGAAGCUACUCAAUGGCCACAAGGAGGUGACACCAGCUCCUCCUCCGAUGAAUGCAAGUCAACUGGAGGUUAUAACAUCUCUACUCAAGUCGGAUGGCUCCCUUGUAACCUUGUUCCUCGUUGGAGUUGCUAUACGUUCUUUGGGUUGGCGUGCAAUGCUGAUUAUUGGUAGCCUUUUGGGAUCCAUGUACCUCUAUGAGCUGCUCCGUUGGACCCCAGCUGCUCAGGAGCGAAGCUACAAGUUGCAAUACACACAGCACUUGCAACAACAUCUGCGGGCGAGAGUGCAUCAGACGGCAACCGGAUUCGAGUUCCAAUUCAAGCAGCAGCUGGUCAAGGUUCAGAACUUAUGGAUAGACGAGGUGGGACUCAUAAGAAUGAAUUUCAAUUCGAAGAUUUCAAAAUUAAAGGAGCAACUGAAAACGAUGCAGGAACUACAGCUGAAAUUGAAGGAGUUUCGUUCCAAGGGAAAUAUGCUGGCAAUUCGAUUGCGGGAAUUUCAAGAGCUCUAUUUGGCUAGCAGGGUUUAAAAUUAUGAGGGUUU
This is a messenger RNA of Drosophila serrata, 2361 nucleotides long. It is a transcript of the gene fzo, whose product is annotated as fuzzy onions. NCBI's taxonomy places the organism in Eukaryota, Metazoa, Arthropoda, Insecta, Diptera, Drosophilidae. Gene Ontology annotation, biological process: mitochondrion localization; mitochondrial fusion. The record is from RefSeq and is a predicted model, not a curated record. Gene Ontology annotation, cellular component: mitochondrial outer membrane. Gene Ontology annotation, molecular function: GTPase activity; GTP binding.